CGUCGGACUCGAUGUAAACACUCAUCAUGGCGCCUGCCGUGUUCUGGGUUUUAUUUCUGCUCGGUUUGUUUUUGCACGCAAGAGGAUUUAGUGAAGUUCAGCAGCUGUCAGAUUCGUGCUACAAGCCAAUGAAGGACCACAGACCGUCGUUAAUUAAGACAUACCCUCGGCCUCAUGAAUAUGUGAACGUCUCCGAUCUCCCCGCCUCCUGGGACUGGCGCAACGUGGACGGCAAGAACUAUGUGAGCAUCACACGUAACCAACACAUCCCGCAGUACUGCGGCUCCUGCUGGGCCAUGGGCGCCACCAGCGCUCUCGCAGAUCGCAUUAACAUCAAGAGGAAAGGGGCGUGGCCAUCCGCUUACCUGUCCGUGCAGAACGUGAUCGACUGUGGAGGGGCGGGAUCAUGCUACGGUGGAGAUCACAUGGGCGUAUAUGCUUACGCACACGAGAACGGCAUUCCCGACGAGACCUGCAAUAACUAUCAAGCCCGAAAUCAAAAAUGUGACUUGUUCAAUCAGUGUGGCACAUGCUCGUUCUUUGGCUCCUGCUCUGUAAUUAAAAACUACACCGUGUGGAAAGUCGGAGACUACGGAGACGUCACGGGGCGAGAUCGGAUGAAGGCGGAGAUCUACAAAAUGGGCCAAUCAGAAUGUGACUUGUUCAAUCAGUGUGGCACAUGCUCGUUCUUUGGCUCCUGCUCUGUAAUUAAAAACUACACCGUGUGGAAAGUCGGAGACUACGGAGACGUCACGGGACGAGAUCGGAUGAAGGCGGAGAUCUACAAAAAUGGGCCAAUCAGCUGUGCAAUAAUGGCCACGAAGGGCCUGGAGGCGUACGAUGGAGGGGUUUUUGCCGAAUUUCACAUCCUGUCGAUGCCGAAUCACAUCGUCUCAGUGGCAGGCUGGGGACGGGCAGAGGACGGGACCGAAUACUGGAUCGUCAGGAACUCCUGGGGAGAGUUCUGGGGAGAGUCAGGCUGGGCCAGGAUCGUCACCAGCGAUUAUAAAGGAGGGAAAGGAAACUGGUACAAUGUCGCCAUCGAGCACUUCUGUGCGUACGGAGAUCCAGUCGUUGCGUAGAAUUAAAACGGACUCCAUCUUGGCGUUGACCCGGGACCAGAGCUCAUAGAGACCUUUUAUAACGGCUAGGAAAUCUAAUCUGAAUGUUGUGGAUGUUAAUAAUUGUUGUCAUAUCAAAUAUGGGAGAUCUGUCACAUUACAAGCUUUUUAGUGGAGUGAUGAUAGUGCACAAUUAAUUUAUUAUUUUAUUUCAAAUCGCAAUGUGAAAUUUGCCAAACACUUGAGAAAUUGUACUUUGGGUCUAAGCUCCAUUUGGGUCUGAAGACUGCUGUAUAAUGUCUGGAGAUGA
Messenger RNA from Puntigrus tetrazona (Sumatra barb), 1371 nucleotides. Its product is annotated as cathepsin Z. NCBI's taxonomy places the organism in Eukaryota, Metazoa, Chordata, Actinopteri, Cypriniformes, Cyprinidae. Gene Ontology annotation, cellular component: lysosome. The transcript is spliced from 7 exons. Gene Ontology annotation, molecular function: cysteine-type endopeptidase activity. The record is from RefSeq and is a predicted model, not a curated record. The coding region runs from base 27 to 1082 and encodes 351 amino acids.